Messenger RNA from Bactrocera neohumeralis, 2998 nucleotides. It is a transcript of the gene Orai, whose product is annotated as calcium release-activated calcium channel protein 1. Gene Ontology annotation, biological process: store-operated calcium entry. The record is from RefSeq and is a predicted model, not a curated record. Lineage: Eukaryota; Metazoa; Arthropoda; Insecta; Diptera; Tephritidae. Gene Ontology annotation, cellular component: membrane. The transcript is spliced from 3 exons. Gene Ontology annotation, molecular function: store-operated calcium channel activity. The coding region runs from base 686 to 2221 and encodes 511 amino acids.
AUUUCCAUGAGUGAUUACAAAAACUAAGUGCUCAAUUCUAUUGUUACUUACACAUAAGCAGCGUUUCCACUCAUAUACAUACUUAUCUGUUUGUAUGCCGUUAAAAGCGUUUAUUUAGCAAAAUAAAUGAUUAUUUGUGCACGCGAAAGUUUAACGCUAAAAAAACGAAGUUGAUUUUUAUGCUCCCGAAAGUGUUAAUGGUUUCAAAAAAAACAUUAUAAAAUGCUGCAAAUUAAAUAGAAAGUGUUUUUGUGAAGUACUUAGCUGCUAAUAGACUACAUACAUACAUACACAAUUAAUUUCCUACGAAAUUUAAUGUGAACAUUUAGAAUUUUAUAAGAUAACUGAAAGUAUGGAAGUUAAAGAAAACGUUCCUCUUGAAAAAUACCGAGCUAUAAAAUCACAAACAUAAAUACACACUAUAAUACGUGAUUUGCUCUCACAAGAAACUUUAUAAGUGUAUUUCAAAAUAGCAUUUUAUGAUGCUUUAAUUAAAAACAUAUACAGCUUAGCGCCGCAGUGCCCUUAAUUAAUCAAGUAAAAGCAAAAACAAUUUAGCUCACAGCAAAAUUGCAAGCAUUGCGAAUAUAGAGCUAACGUUAAAAUAAACCUAUACAAACACACAAGUUAACGCAUACAGAGAUCCGUUGUUUUUGGGGCUCACAACAGUUUUGUGUCUACAAAAAUGUUCGCCACCAUACGGCAUUUGUUUGGUGGUGUCGUCGCCGUCGCCCAAGCGGACCCACUAACACAUGUGUCCGAGCAACAACAUGCGCCGUCUGCGAAAAAGCCAACAAAAAUGUCAAAAAAAUUGCGACAACAACAGCAACUCGAACAAAUGCAACAAAUGCUAUUGCUCGACACCGAAACCUAUUCCAAUUUGCGUUAUGAGCGCACCAAACUCAGUCACAGCAGCCUGCUGCUGCAUCAGAUCGCACAAGACAGCACAACGGACGAGUGUAACGGUACGCUCGACACGCUCGUACCACUAACAUUUGCCUCGGCCGCAACACCGAUAAUAUUGCCCAGCGGUUAUCGCGGCACAACGCCUGCUGAGAAGCAACAAAACACCAACGUAAUACCUGGAACGCGUUUGCUUUCCGGCACGACACCGUCGCCUUCACCGCCGCCGACAUCACAACUGCCGCCACCGACGUCAACGCGACACACGCAUUCAUCGCCGCCACCAUCGACAACGGGUAGCGUGCCACCUGCCCUGAGUGGUGGUGGUUAUUCAACGCAUUUGCCACACGAUUACAGCCUCUGUGAUUCGUGUCGUCCGCUGCGUUUCCAAAAUUCGCUCAUAAAAUCGGGUAGUCCUAGUUCGGUGUCGCAAAAAAGUUAUAGCGCAACCUCAGCGCGUUAUCUCAAUUUAAAUUCGAGUGCGUCGAGUAAUCGUUUCAAUUCGCUGCCGCCGUCGUCGAUCGUGACACCAACACCGCCGCCGCCGUUACCACAAACACAACAACAACAAUCCGCAGCACAGCCAGCGUCAUCGUAUCGCAGCUUUUAUCCUUUCUCUCGUUUACAGCCACGACGCACAACCAGCGCCAGCAUGUCGCAAUCCGGAGACGAUCUACACUCGCCCAGCUAUCUGUCCUGGCGCAAGCUGCAGCUGAGUCGCGCCAAACUAAAGGCGUCCAGCAAGACGUCGGCAUUACUUUCCGGUUUUGCCAUGGUCGCAAUGGUUGAGGUCCAAUUGGAUAGUAGCACCAAAGUGCCUGCCGGUAUGCUCGUCGCCUUCGCCAUCUGCACCACGCUGCUUGUGGCAGUUCAUAUGUUGGCGCUUAUGAUCAGUACUUGUAUUUUACCAAAUAUCGAAACAGUUUGUAAUUUGCAUAGCAUCUCGUUGGUACACGAAUCACCGCAUGAACGCCUACACUGGUAUAUUGAAACGGCGUGGGCCUUCUCCACGCUACUCGGACUGAUACUCUUCCUACUCGAGAUAGCUAUACUUUGUUGGGUGAAAUUUUAUGAUUUAAGUCAGCCAGCCGCUUGGUCGGCAUGCAUCGUACUUAUACCGGUAAUGAUAGUCUUCCUAGCAUUUGCGAUACACUUCUAUCGUUCGCUUGUCACACAUAAGUACGAAGUUACCGUUUCGGGCAUACGCGAACUGGAGAUAUUGAAGGAACAAAUGGAACAGGAUCACAUCGAUACGCAUCAUCAUCAUCUGCAUCGUAAUAACGGUUUGAAUUAUGGCGCCAGUGGUGAAAUAGUUUAAACACCAUGCUUGACGAAAGUCCAUAACCAUGUUGCUAUGGUGGUGACAGCUUGUUAUUUAUCGGGAAUACACUUUUUGCAUAUUUACACUGGAGAAGAGACAUCUGUAUGCGACCUCAUACAUUUAGGCGAUAAAGUUUUUAUACGCUACUUUUUACACGAAUAUAGACAUUGCUAACGACUAACAAAUAACAAAUCAAAAUACAUUAUGUAUAUAUAUUUUUAUGUAGGUUAGUCAUUUGUUAUUGUAUGUACACGAAAACCGAAUUGAAUUGAAUUCUCAAAGAAUUCAAAUACAAUUGUGAUAUUGGUAAAUGCGUUUUAUUUUCAAUUGUGAAAUGCAUUUCGGCAUAUCUUGUUUAAUUUAACGCUUAAUUUUUUAAUAUUAUAAUAUUACAUAUAAAUUUAUAUAAUUGAAAUGUGUUUAUGUAAGCCUUAAAGUAAGCGUUGUUAAGGAAAUACUUUGUGCACUUGAAAAUUAAUACGUUGCCAUGCUACGCAAAGUUUAAUUACAAUUAAAUUUUAUUUACCAGCAAUAUUGUAGAUUUACGUUGUGAAAGAGUCAUUGGCAGUUGCCGGUGUGGAGCGCCAACAAAGCCAUUUAGAUGCAGUGUAAAGAUGUGCAAAUCGAAUAUGUUAUGAAUUCAACUGCAUAUAAACGUAAAAUGAUUCUUUCACAUUUAUCCAUCAAACUACCUUAAUUUACUUAAUUUUUAAAAUACUACUUUUAACAUAGUUUUAAGGAUAUGUAAUUAAAGAUAUAACUUGAAAAAGAUAA